This is a messenger RNA of Vitis riparia (riverbank grape), 875 nucleotides long. Its product is annotated as MADS-box transcription factor 31-like. The record is from RefSeq and is a predicted model, not a curated record. The coding region runs from base 82 to 747 and encodes 221 amino acids. Gene Ontology annotation, biological process: positive regulation of transcription by RNA polymerase II. NCBI's taxonomy places the organism in Eukaryota, Viridiplantae, Streptophyta, Magnoliopsida, Vitales, Vitaceae. Gene Ontology annotation, cellular component: nucleus. Gene Ontology annotation, molecular function: protein dimerization activity; DNA-binding transcription factor activity, RNA polymerase II-specific; RNA polymerase II cis-regulatory region sequence-specific DNA binding. The transcript is spliced from 6 exons.
CACACAUUCUAAUUUCUACUAGAUUAUAAACUGGUGUAAUUGCUCCAUCCAAAGCCAGAGUAGGCAGGCUGUAGGGUAGUUAUGGGGCGCGGGAAGAUAACGAUCAAGAAGAUUGAGGACAAAACUGUGAGGCAAAUCACCUUCUCAAAGCGAAGAGCAGGGCUGCUGAAGAAGACCCAUGAGCUUUCUGUGCUCUGCGAUGCUCAGAUUGGGCUCAUCAUCUUCUCAAACACAGGGAAGAUGUUCGAGUACUGCAGCAACUCAUCAAGAAUGGAGCAAAUAGUAGAAAGAUAUCAGAAAGCUAAGGGGACAUUUAAACAUGAUAACAAGCUGAAAAUACACCAUAUCGAUGAGUUGAAAAGGAUAAGAGAUGAAACUCAUCAUCUUCAAUUGACCUUACAACACCACUCCACCACUCAUGACCUGAGCUCCAUAAGAUAUGAGGAUUUGGAGGAGCUUGAACAACAGCUAGAGCACUCAAUGAACAAGGUCCGAGUCCUCAAGGAACAAAUGGUGGAGGAAAACAGUACUGCUCAUAUGUGCCACUGGGCUCAAGAGGGACAGACUGCAUUAGUCCAUCAGGCAAGCACAACCAAAUCAAACCAGGUGGAACACCAACAACAACAUCAAGUAGUGCUGGAUCAGUAUCUGCCAUUGUUUAGAGAGCAACCCAGCAAUGCCGUCCUUCAGCUUGUGCCCAUCCCUCCUCAGUUUCACCCAUAUCAUUAUCUCCCAGGAAGCUAUUGAGAUAUAUAUGUAUUCAUAUAAAUAUGCAGUUUGUUUUAUGCUUAGAACACCUAAAUAUGUUUUUCCAUUUUCUUUAUGGCAUAUGUGCUUGUGAACUAUGUAAAUGCUAUUUGGGUUCGUUUGCUGUU